This is a messenger RNA of Vigna radiata var. radiata (mung bean), 3091 nucleotides long. RefSeq names its product glycine-rich cell wall structural protein 1.8-like. NCBI's taxonomy places the organism in Eukaryota, Viridiplantae, Streptophyta, Magnoliopsida, Fabales, Fabaceae. The coding region runs from base 172 to 2679 and encodes 835 amino acids. The record is from RefSeq and is a predicted model, not a curated record. The transcript is spliced from 2 exons.
UGGAAGAGUGAAAGGGGUAGGUGAUGGAGCAGGGAAUGCGUGGGGCAACUGCAAAGUUUAAACGCAGAAGAGCAGAGUGUUUCUGUGUUAGAGCUGUGGAAAACUUAUAUUAUGGAUAUGUUGGGGGACAUUCCCUUAUAUCACCAACCAUUGCCUUUAUAGAUAGCAGUCAUGUUUUCCAAAUUGCUUUUGCUUGCUUUUCUUUUAGCAAUUAUCGGCUGCCAGGCCAGAAAGCUUGGGGGGUCUCAUGACCACAAGGAAGUUUUUCACCACUUGCAUGUCUAUGGGGGUGCUGCUGGCUCCGCCGGCGGCAUAGGUGGCGGUGGAGGGAACGGUGCUUAUGGGAGUGGGGGUGGAAUUGGAAAUGGCCAUGGAGGAGUUGGAGGUGGGAUAGGGGGUGGAAAUGGAGGAUUUGGGGGCGGGAACGGAGGAUAUGCAGGUGGAAGUGGUGGUGGUAAUGGGAACGGAGGAUUUAAUGGUGGAAAUGGAGGAUUUGGUGGUAGCGGUAGUGGAGGAAAUGGAGGUGGUGGUGGAGUAGGAAGUGGAGGUGGUGGAGGAAAUGGAGGUGGUGGAGGAAAUGGAGGUGGUGGUGGAGGAAAUGGAGGUGGGGGUAGAGUAGGCAAUGGCGGUGGCGGAGGAAAUGGAGGUGGGGUUGGAGUCGGCAAUGGCGGUGGUGGAGGGAAUGGAGGUGGUGGUGGAGUGGGCACUGGCGGUGGUGUAGGGAAUGGAGGUGGUGGUGGAGGAAAUGGAGGUGGUGGUGGAGCAGGCAAUGGGGGUGGUGGAGGAAAUGGAGGUGGUGGUGGAGCAGGCAUUGUCGGUGGUGGUGGAGCAGGCACUGGCGGUGGUGGAGGAAAUGGAGGUGGUGGUGGAGUAGGCAAUGGCGGUGGUGGAGGAAAUGGAGGUGGUGGUGGAGUAGGCACUGGCGUUGGUGUAGGAAAUGGAGGGGGUGGUGGAGGAAAUGGAGGUGGUGGUGGAGUGGGCGCUGGCGGUGGUGGAGGAUAUGGAGGUGGUGGUGGAGUAGGCGGUAGCAGUGGUGGUGGAGUAGGCAAUGGCGGUGGUGUAGGAAAUGGAAGCGGUGGUGGGAUAGGCAAAGGCGGAUAUGGAAGAGACAUGGUGGAUAAAAUGAGUGCUGCUGUUCCUAAGUUUUUGUACUUGGUUCUACUUCUGUGGGGCACUUUUUGUGCUUCGAUGAGUGGUGUUACUCGUGGCAUGUAUGUUGAUGGUAGAAAUUAUGCUGAUAAUUAUUGCUCGUAUACAAGUUGGAGGGGUUGCGGCAGUUUCUUUGGAAAAGGUGGUAGCGAUUCUAAGAACGAUGAAGAAAAUGUACAAGUUGGUAGGGGUUACGGACUAGGUGGAGGUGGUGGUGGUGGAGGAGGAGAGGGUGGAGGUGUUGGUGAAAAUGGUGUGGGCUAUGGUCAUGGUAGUGGAUUUGGUGUUGGGGUAAGCGUUGGGCAUGAUGGAGAAGGAGGUGGAGGCGGAGGCGGUGGCGGUGGCUCAAGUCAUGGUGGAAUAGGUCAAGGUAGAGGGUUUGGUGCUGGCUUUGGUGUAGGCGGGGCUAAUAGAGGACAGGGGGGUGGGGGAGGAGGAGGUGGUGGUGAAGGUGAAGGAGUUGGAAAUGAAGGACAAGGACGUGGUAGUGGUUUUGGCUCAGGUGGGGGAGUAGGAGGCAUAGGAGGAGGUGGAGGUGGAGGUGGUGGCGGUGGUGGUGAAGGUGGAGGUAUUGGCAACCGAGGAGAAGGUCAUGGUAGUGGUUUUGGUGAAGGGGGAGGAAUGGGAAACACGGGAGGGGGAGGUGGAGGUGGAGGUGGGGGAGGUGGAGGUGAAGGUGGAGGAGUUGGCAACAAAGGGCAAGGUUAUGGCAAUGGCUUUGGUGCAGGUGGAGCAAUGGGCAGCAUAGGAGGAGGUGGAGGUGGAGGUGGAGGUGGAGGUGGAGGUGGAGGUGAAGGUGGGGGAGCUGGCAAUGAAGGACAUGGUCACGGCAGUGGUUAUGGGUCAGGUGGAGGAGUGGGAGGCACAGGAAGAGGUAGUGGUGGUGGCGGAGGUGGAGGUGAAGGUGGAGGAGUUGGCAAUGGAGGGCAAGGUCAUGGUAGUGGUUUUGGUGAAGGUGGAGGAAUAGGAGGCAUAGGAGGAGGUGGCGGAGGAGGCGGGGGAGGUGGUGGUGGAGGUGAUAGUUUUGGUAAUGAAGGAGAAGGUCAUGGUAGUGGUUUUGGUGGAGGUGCAGGUGUGGGAGCAGCUGGCAUGGGUGAAGGUAGUGGUGGGGGUGGAGGGGGAGGAGGAGGAGGUGGUGAUGGUGGUGGAAAUGGAGGUGAAGGCUAUGGAAGUGGCUUUGGCGCAGGUGUUGGUGGUGGUGUGAGUGGUAUGGGAGGAGGUGGUGGUGGUGGUGGUGGAAAUGGAGGUGGAUAUGGCAGUGAAGGGGAAGGUCAUGGGUAUGGUAGUGGCUACGGUGGAGGUACAGGGAAUGGCGGCAUGGGUGGAGGAGGAGGAGGAGGAGAGGGAGGGGGAAGUGGUGGUGGAAGUGGAGGCAGAGAAGGAGAUUAUAAGAAAGGUUCUUCAAGCAACGAUCAUGGUGAUAACAAUGGCUUUGGAAUUGGAUUUGGCAUGGGUAUGGGGUUUGGUUUCGGUAUGGGAACAAGCGGAUCAAAGUUCACCACCCAACAACGUAACGUCAACCAUCCCUAGGAACUCCAAAAUUUAUCAAUGCCCUUCACGCUCAUAUUUUCAUGCUUCAAACCAACCAUAUUCACAACUAUUUCUUAUUGUAUCUUAACCACCCUCAUUCAAAAGACUAUUCAUGAGUAUGUCAUCAAAUAUCACUCCUUUUCGUAUAAAAUGCAUCAAUCACAAUUAGUAAUGGAAAAUAAUUAAAUAAUAUUUAUUAUUUCAAAAUUUUCAAUUGCUUUUUUUACUCAUCUAAAAAUAUAUUAUGUGUGUUACAUGAUAGAUAGUUGUUUGUGGUUCUUACUUUUUCAAGGCCUGUUCUUUCAAUGCUAUACAUUUUUAUAUUUUUGUUCCUUUUUUGUAUUUUUUUAUAUACCCAAUCACUCUCAAUGAUUUCUUCUUUUUAUUAGAUCACAUAUCAUGUGACUCACGU